GCCGAUUGGGCCCCUUCAGUGGGCAUGGUCAGUUUGGCCUCUAGUUUGGCCACUUCACAACAGUAUGGAGCCCGAAUCGUUCGCCACGCCUCUGGCCCCGAUCCGGCCCUUGAUGGGCACACCUAACCCGCCGGGUUUGCCGCCCCCCCUUCACCAUAAGGAGAAGAAGCUGAAAAAACAUAAGAAGCACAAGAAGCAUGAUUCGCAAGAGUCCAAGACCAAAGCCGGGAUUGCCGCCAUUAAAUUGCGGAUCAAGGUGGGCGGGACGGGAUCCGGAGCGGCAUCCGGGGCCGGCGGGGUGGAGCCCGGGGUAGGCGGGGUCGAGGCCAGUGCCGAUAACGAAGCAUUCAAUGCGAGUUUGGCCAUCCAUACCAAGAAAAAGAAGAAGAAGAAGGAAAAGAAGAAGGACAAGGAGAAGAAACACCGACAUCAUCAUAAAGACAAACGAAAGCGAGAACUGGACACGCCCCCCAGUGGUUUACAUCCCACCUCUGAAUCUUUGGAGCCCGAGAUAGUCAAGCUAACGGGGAGUGGCGACCCUGGGUCGAAUCUAGAGCCAGCCAGCAAACGAUUAGCCGUGGAACAGGCCGAGAAUGGGCCGCAGAAUGACGAGAGUCCAAUCUCCAAAAAAGAGCCUCAUGAGUCCGAGAACCAUGACACGCCUCCCGGAGAUAGGCGGCCUUUCCUACGACUACUGGAUUACAUCCUACCGUUGUUGGAGAAGCGCGAUGUCAACCACUUUUUUGCCUUCCCCGUGAGUGACAAGUUUGCGCCUGGCUACUCGCAAAUCAUCAAGAAACCCAUGGACUUUUCCACCAUGAAGGCCAAGCUCAAACGCGGGGAAUAUGGCGAUAUUCACGCCUUCCAGGACGACUUUGAGCUCAUGUGCACCAAUGCCAUGACGUACAAUACGCAGGAUACGAUCUACUACAAGAUGGCCAAGAAGCUGCUGACCAUUGGCAAGUGUCUGUUCACACCGGACAAGCUCAUUCCCAUGCGAGAUCAGUUGCCGUGGUUGAAAGAGAUCAGCGAGGACGAGCUCGGAUUUGACAUCAUGAGCGAGCCUCAACCACCGAUGGAUGAUGAUGAGGAUGAUGACGAGGAUGCCCGUGAUGACGUAUCUAAGGUUAUCGAGGAUAUUCGUGAGGUGGUGCGAAGACCUCUAGGACGAUUUGAGGCCAUCCCCGACGAUCUGACCUCGCGCGAGAUCUUGGAACAGGCUCGCCAAGCCGCUAAAGGUGCGGCUGAGAAGCUUCAAUUGUACCGUCCCCACUCUCAGAUGGGCUUUUUGCGACAGAAAUCAGACGGCUCCACUAGCUUUUCUUUCUUGACGGGAAGUGCGGGCGUGAUUCCGGGGACCGACAAAGAUCGACCCGUUUCUUUGGGUAGUCUGAUCGGCAAAGUCAAACAGGGAUCGGGGGCCAUUCAAGGCUUCCGGGAGGAUCGUCGGAAUGUGGUGAAGGCCAUUCAUCCACUCUACUAUGGAGCUUUUAGUUCGCACGGUCCUAGCUAUGACUCGACUUUUGCCAACUUAACGAAAGAAGAGACUGACAUGGUCACGGGCACCUAUGGCGAAGAUAUUGGCACCCAGUAUGCCGAGAGCAUCUUGAACUUCUCUCGGAAUUGCGAUUAUGCCAUGUUCAUUGUGGAUCAUUUGUUGGACAUUCUCACCGAAAACGAGCAUCGUAAAACCAGUAAGUACAUUGAAGAGAAAAAGAACCUCCGGCGAGAGGAUGAGAUGACCGAGAAGGUCUUUGAAGGAGCGAAUUCUCUUGGGGGAUCGGCCGAAACACCAGAACCUGCCGCGUCGUCCAAUCCGGCCGAAGCGACGCCCACCAUAAAGAAAGAGGCCAUCGAUUUCGACUCAUUGAAAUCGCUGACUGAUGAUGGGAUCGACAUGAGCUUUCUGGACAAUUUGAAAACCGAGUAUAACGAAGCCGUGAAAAUUAAAGAAGAGGAACCCGAAGUCGAUCCCAAGGUCCAACUGGAGGCCACAGCUCAACUCAUCCAUCAAUUGAGGGAUGUCCAGCAUGACCGCUUGAGUCAAGCCCCUCCUCAGCACUUCUCCAGUAUUCCUAAGCCAUCCGAGAAGGAGCUUAAUAUUGCCAGUCAAGUUCAAAAGAACUUGUCCACUUUGGCCAAGCAGGUUAAACCUGAGAACGUCGUACCUGACGCGAGUAUUCGGAAGCUUCUAGGCAUCCCCAUCGAGCCAUCGCCAUCCUAAUUUCCCCCUAUGACCCAUGUGGAAAGUCCUCUCUAUGUAUGUUCCAUAAUGAAUAAGAUCCAAGCUUGCCCAUGUUUGAAUGAACUUCUUUGUUGAUGUAA
Molecule: messenger RNA, 2325 nt
Organism: Tigriopus californicus
Lineage: Eukaryota; Metazoa; Arthropoda; Copepoda; Harpacticoida; Harpacticidae
Product: bromodomain-containing protein 7-like
Exons: 1
Coding region: 65-2224 (719 amino acids)
Biological process (GO): regulation of transcription by RNA polymerase II
Cellular component (GO): nucleus
Source: RefSeq, a predicted model, not a curated record